Messenger RNA from Venturia canescens, 2894 nucleotides. Its product is annotated as ribosomal protein S6 kinase delta-1. The transcript is spliced from 6 exons. Gene Ontology annotation, biological process: protein phosphorylation. The record is from RefSeq and is a predicted model, not a curated record. NCBI's taxonomy places the organism in Eukaryota, Metazoa, Arthropoda, Insecta, Hymenoptera, Ichneumonidae. Gene Ontology annotation, molecular function: phosphatidylinositol binding; ATP binding; protein kinase activity. The coding region runs from base 160 to 2664 and encodes 834 amino acids.
UUUGUACGGUUUAUGACGUAUCCAUCGGAGUGCGAGAGUGCUGUAACGAUCCGUCAACAGUGGAACCUCAUGGAACCUGACGAGAGAACAUAAUAAUGUUCAACACCUGUUCUUUAUAAGUAAUUGGAUUGGAAUUUCGUAGAUUUCAACGAAUUGGAAAUGGCACCAUUUAAAGACAAAUGGGUCAGACGUUUUGUCAUUAAUGAGACAACACGUCAUAAACGAGGUUUCACCAUUUACAAAGUAACAUCCAUGAUAUUCUUGAAGUCCUCUCCAAAUACAGCUUCAAAAGUGUCAGUUUGGAAACGUUACAACGAUUUCAAGAAGCUCCAUGCAGAUUUGAAGAUUAUUCAUAAAACACUUCAAAUAAAAGAGGCGUACCCUUCUUUUCCAAAACCAAAGUUUUUUGGUCGUUUUGAGGCUGAAGUAAUUGAAGAGAGACGCGAAUGCGCAGUAAAAUUUCUGGAAUUUAUAGCCAGACACUCGUCGCUCUUUACUAAUGAAAUUUUUGUGGCUUUCUUUGAGACAAGUUCAAGCGACGAUAAUUGUGGGGACUGUUCACAAUCUAUAAGUUCGGAUACGUCGGAGGAAGAUAAGAAUUCGGUUACAGACGGCCUGGAAUACCCAACAAGUGCAAGAAAUUGCUGCCUCGAAGCAACAGGAAAGUUGGAAAAUGGAAGUCACUCUCCAGAUACAGCUGGAGAUAAUUUGAUGGAUCAGUUGGUUAGCCCAAUAGCGAAUGGAAAUUUAUUGGAUUUGAGCAUCACAAAAAAGUCGGAUAAAGAAAUUCAAGGCUGCAUUAACAACAACAUAGAAAAAGCCAGUGACGAUAUGAACUGGCAGCAAUUCCUGAGUAUCGAAAAACUCCUGGAAACAGGCCAAAAUAACUGUUCACCGCCACGUGAUGAAAACUUCCAAGUGCCACAGCAGAGUGUAGAUUUUUCUGACACUGGACAAGAUUCUGGACAGUAUAUUUUAAUCGCAGCUGCUCAUAUGAGCGCUGGCUUCAGGCACGAAGCUAUCGCCGAAUAUGAGGAAGCUUUCAUGCAAUACAAACUUGGAAUAUCUAAUCUUCGUCAGGGCGUACUCAAGGACCCGGAUAUCGUUCGAACCGCAACGAUCCAGGAUAAAAUAAUCAAGUACUCUGAACGUGCUGAUCGACUCUACGAUCGACAUUUGAACUGCAAUAUCUCUAUGAUCAGCAAACCCGUCAGCGAAUUACGAUUUUACAAGGUUCUUCGUGUUAUGGGUUCGGUUAUGCUCGUUAAUGAUCUCCGACGACAAAACACCAGAGUUAUUAAGACUGUUGAAAAACCUGCGGGAGUUCAAGAAGACAUAAGCAAAUAUAUUUUACGAGGCAAAGUACCUUACAUGGUUCAGCUUCAUGCUUGCAUUCAAACGGAAACAACUGUUUUUCUCAUUCUUCAAUAUGCCAGUGGCGGUAAAUUGUGGGAUUUUUUGAAAUCUCAGCACGCAAUAUCUCGGGGAAAAGUAUCAUUGCGUAAGAAGAAUCAUGGUAGAUCGACGAGUUGCGAAGCAAUAAUUCACGUGAAUUCGGAACGACGAGCAAAUACAAGUUUGGAUACAUCACACAUAGAGUCGGAUGAUGAAGAAAAACAAACUUUGUCCCCACUGGAUUCGAAAGAACGAUUGAAACCGGUUAAGGGCUUCGAUUCAACCAAUGAGAAUACUGGGCGAGAGAUGAAAGGGGAAUUCGGUGGCAACUUGACGUGUAACGAAGAUAUGCCUACGACCAAAUUGUUAGAAAAAGCUCAACAGUUAUUGAAAUCCGUUGAUGCCACGAUUAAAAAAAGCAAUUCGAUUGCAACGCGUUUAAAUGAAUCGGAUCAAUUGUUGUACGAAAACGGAGCAACCGAUGGGACGAAAGAGACUGAAGAUUUUGAGAAUACUGAAGAAAGCUGUGAUUUGAGUGAACUAUCCAUGAGUGAUAGUUGCACAGAUUUAAGCACCGAAUCUGACAAAGGAAAUGACAUAGUGGAUCACGUCGCCAAACAAGAAGCACCAUCUGCAUCGCAAGUUGAAAAAAAAUCGGAAAUUUUUGCAAAAAACAACGAGUAUACCAACACGAACGGAUUCGUUGAUGCAAAAAAAGACUGCAUAGAAAGAUUUCAUUACGACGAGGAUAGCGGUAUUGAGAUGGAACAAGAACUCUGGCGAAUACCGGAAACAGUUAUCAAGUCUUUAGCAGCCCAAAUGCUCUUGACUCUCGAAGCUCUGCAUCAACAGGAAGUUGUAAUAUCCGAUCUCAGACCGGAUAAUAUUCUCGUCGAUGAAAAUAAUCGUAUUCUACUAAGUUACGUCGUACCACGACAAAAUCCUGAAUUGUCGAGGUAUCAAAAGCCCUACACUGCCCCAGAGUUAUGCAUGUACCUACCAGUCAUACCCGCAACACCUGCAGCCGACGUGUGGAGCUUUGGCGUUAUAUUGUACGAACUCUUCACUGGAAUUCCUUUUCAGUCUCGACAUCCGGGACCGUUCCACUCUCAUUCUAUAAUCAGUAUUCCCAACGAAUUAUCUGAAAACGCAAAAUCUUUAUUAACCAAAGUCUUGAGGUUCGAGCCCAGCGAGCGUUUGGGCAUUCCAGACAUAAAGCAGUUACCGUUUUUUGAGAAAACAGAUUGGCUCAGCUUGCUGAAUGCCUGAUUUUUUUUUCGGACACUGUUGCAACCCAGUGGAAUCUAAAAAGCAUUGAAAACGCGCAACGAAGUAUGAUCUACAUUUCCAAUGCCCGAGUGAUAAAAUUUAAACUAAAAGAAGAGGUUUAGCCUUUUUUCAAAUUUAUUUAUUUAGUCGUUUAUCUAUUUAUCAUGUAGAUCUAUGUACAUUGAUAGUUGUAUAGAUAGUAAACAUAAAAUAUAAAAAUUGCUGAUCAA